AUGACGACGACCGCCUAUGAAGUCGCAGGAUGGUUGGAGAAGAUGGAUUCGCCCGAUAAGGACUUUCGCUUCAUGGCAGCAAGCGAUUUGAUGAGCGAGCUCCAGAAGAACAACUUGAAACUCGAUGAAGACUCUGAAAAGAAAGUUACUCGCAAAUUGCUGAAGUUGUUGGAGGACAAAAACGGCGAAAUCCAGAAUUUGACGGUGCGAUGCUUAGCCACUGUUGUUGCUCGAUCGAAAGACCCCCAGGCUGACUUCGUCGUAGAUUCGCUUUGCACAAAUUUGACCGCGCAAAAGCCCGAGCUAAGAGACGUUUCUUCUGUGGCUUUGAAGACUGUUGUUUCGGAGUUGCCAACGGGCUCCAGUCAGGCAUCAAAUAUUGUCAGCCGACUUACUCCACAACUAUCGAAAGUUUUGAGAGACAAUCCAGAAAUCGAAGCUGGUGUUCGCAUGGAGAUGCUUGAUAUUUUGGCAGAUGUGCUUUUCAGAUAUGGAGGAACCAUCGCUCAACACCACAAUUUUAUCAAGGAUGUUUUGCUGCAAGUCCUAGCUUCUUCAACUCGGCAAGCCAUCCGCAAACGAACCAUCAAUUGCUUGGGAUCACUUUGCUCGUGCUGUGAUGCCGAAAUAUUCGAAGAGAUCUCUGCCUUCUUGUUGGACAAGCUUAACAACUCACCAAAUGAAGAUACUGUGCAAACGUUGUCUACGGCCUUUGCUUCUCUGACAAAAGCAAAUCCUGCUCGCUUCGCCAGGCAUCUUUCAUCGGUUGUCGAUAUUUUGCUGAAGUUUUGCAAACAAUCGAAUGACGACGAAUUAAAGGAGGCUGUCCAACAGACGAUCGAAGUCUUCAUCUUGAGAUGUCCUUCCGAGAUUGCGCCGUUCGUGGAGAAAAUUGAAAAAGUUGCGCUCGAAUUUCUCUGUCACGAUCCAAAUUAUUGCGGUGACAGUGAUGAUGAAGGGAUGGAUGGCGAAGACGAAGAUGAUGACCAAGACUUUUCGGACGACGAUGAUGUGUCGUGGAAAGUUCGACGCUCUGCUGCUAAAGUUAUUGAGGCUUUGAUUGUUUCUCGACGUGAACACAUGAAACAUUCGAUUACCGCUUUUGGACCAAUUUUAAUUGGUCGGUUGAAGGAGCGAGAAGAAACUGUUCGAAUUGAUGUCGUGCGAGCCUACAUUUCUUUGCUCCGUCAAAUUUCAACUUUCAUUCCAUCUACACCAAGUGCAACGGGUGGCGAAAACAAAGAGAAUCAGGUUAUCGGAUACAUCCACUUUGCAGCUGGCUCUUUGUCGAAUGAACAGUUGGAGCUUCUUAAAGCUAUUCAACACCAAGUACCUACUAUCACCAAAGCCGUCGCAAAAUUGCUCAAAAAUCGCAGCACUCGAACAAAAACAAUAGCUCUUGCCCUGCUUAGCCAACUUGUCAAAACUUUGCCCGGAUCACUGUCUGAUCAAUUUCUUGCCAUUCUGCCCUCUGUGGAAAACAUUUUCAAAGAGAAAUCCACCACCUCACAAAUGAAGAUUGACGCUAUCCAAUUUUUUUCACUGAUUUUCCGAUCGCAUGCCCAAGAAUGCUUGUUGCCUCAUUUACGUCUUUUUGUAAACUCGGUAGAAGAUGCUAUUGGUGAUGGAUUCUACAAGGUGGCUUCGGAAGGCUUGGCAAUUCUCGACAAACUGAUUGUUUUGAUGGCCGCAAAAAAAGAGGCUGACUUGAUCGAUAAAAUCUACAAUGCAGCUUUGCCACGACUUAAAGCCGUUGAUUUGGACUUGGAACUAAAAGAACGCGCCAUUAUUGCUGCUGGAUUGUUCGUUGCUUUCUGUGGAAACUAUUUGCAAUCAAAGGUUCCCGAAAUUAUCAGCUUGUUGAUUGAACGCUCCCGUAACGAGGUGACGAGGAUUUACGCAAUUCGAGCACUCGAAGUUGUCGUUCAAUCGCCGCUUAAAAUCGACCUUAAUCCGUCGACAUUUAGUGCUCUGUUGCCGAUUUUGUCUGAAUCUCUCCGCAAAAACUUGCAAUCUCUUAAGAUUGCCAUUCUCUCCUUAUUGGCCACUUUGUUCAAGAGCUACGAAUAUCCCGGAAUUGAAUCUGAUGCCCUAGUCACCGUUCUUGGUGAAAUUGCAAUUUUGAUUGACAACGAUGAUCUCCUUGUGGCUAAAUUUGCUCUACGAUGCUAUGCUUUGGCUUUUGCGAAGUAUCCAAAUGCUGCAGCGUCGCAUGUUCAAAAUGUGCUCGGACAAUUCGUGAAAUUAAUGAAAGCAGCUGUGUUGCAGGGACCACUGCUCAACUCUGCGUUGGAAAUGAUCGAGGCGCUUGUGCGCAGCAAUGUUCCCGGGAAGCCACAUUUUGAGGAUCUUCUUGAUCAGAUUACCGCUCCAGUCUACGACUCUCAACUUCCACGCCAGGCAUUCUCCGCUAUCUCCGCCACUACUGCCGUUGUUGCUUCGGCCUCUCAAAAUUUGGAACAGCUCAGUGAACAAUUGGCUAACCGUUCAUCAACGGAUGCAAUUCGCCUCUUUUCACUUCUUUCAUUGGGUGAACUGGGACGGAGAUGCAGUGAAGUCUAUGCGUCUAAUGCGAUCAAAGCUGAGCCGUUAAUCAUGGAGGCAUUCAAUUCGCAAAAUGAAGAUCUAAAAUCUGGUGCCUCAUAUGCUCUUGGUGGAAUGGCGGUUGGAAAUUUGCCGAAGUUCCUUCCAUUCAUUCUUCAACAAAUGCAGGAAAGCAAACGACAAUUCUUGCUUCUGCAUGCUAUUAAAGAGAUCAUUUUAUGUGAAGGACAAUCAAAGGAAUCUUAUGAAGCCUUCCAACAGCACAUCGUACAGAUCUGGAACGUUUUGCUCAUUCACGCCGAAUCGGCCGAAGAAAGUACUCGAAAUGUUGUCUCGGAGUGUAUUGGAAAAUUGUGUGUUCUUCAACCUGAGUUGGUUGGCGAGUUGAAGAAACAACUCAACUCUUCGUCGGCAAAUGUUCGCUUGGUGGUUAUUACAUCGAUUAAAUACAUGGUCUCAGUUGAGAAGAAGCCCGUCGAUGACCAGCUGGCUGUGUGGAUUCCAAAUGUUUUGGCUUUGGUCAAUGAAGAAGAUCUGAAUCAACGACGUCAUGUCUUCAAUACCGUUUCUUGCAUUGCACAUAGUAAACCUGCUUUGGUUCGAAAUCAUCUUGAUAAGAUCAUGGCGGUUAUUUAUCACGAAACAAAAGUCCGCAAAGAACUCAUCAAGGAGGUCGAAAUGGGGCCUUUCAAGCACCAAGUAGAUAACGGUUUGGAUUUGCGAAAGGCUGCCUUCGAAUGCAUGUUCACGUUGUUGGGCAGUUGCCUUGAAAAAUUGGACGUUUUCGAGUUCAUUUCUCAUCUCGAAGAUGGACUUCGGGACUCUCAUCACGAUAUUCGUCUUCUUGCCUAUGUCAAUCUCUCAAAAUUGGCCACUUUAACACCGGCACAUGUGAUGCAACGGCUUGAUCGCAUCUGUGAACCUUUGAAGGCACAACUGUUGUUCAAAGCAAAAACCAAUGCUGUGAAACAAGACUUCGACAAGUAUGAUGACCUGAAACGUGCCGCUAUUCGAACUUGGUUGAUUCUUCAGGAGAUGCCCGAAGGUUCCCGUCAACCUCAGCUUGUUGACAUACACCACACAAUCAAGGGGACUGCUGAGUUAAAGGAUAUGCUGACCGCCAUUGAGAAGGAUUCACAACGCGUUUAUUAUGGCGACCUCUCGAUGGAUACCAAU
This is a messenger RNA of Mesorhabditis belari, 3720 nucleotides long. The record is from the annotation of a GenBank genome assembly. Lineage: Eukaryota; Metazoa; Nematoda; Chromadorea; Rhabditida; Rhabditidae.